AUGAAAGAGUAUGCUGAUACCGCAGCCAAAGCAAAGCCAGACAUCUUUCAAGUUGGUGACACUAUUCUCGUUCGUCAAAGACGCAUCAAUGCACUAUCAUCACCGUACAACAAACAUCCACAUACUAUCGUCAAAAUCAAAGGUAGUAUGAUCACGGCAAAAAAGGCAACGAGCUAA
This is a messenger RNA of Paramuricea clavata, 177 nucleotides long. Lineage: Eukaryota; Metazoa; Cnidaria; Anthozoa; Malacalcyonacea; Plexauridae. The record is from the annotation of a GenBank genome assembly.